UUGACUUGAAGUAACUCAGAACCGUUCGUGGUUCCUGUUGCUGAGUACAUUUUGUCCUGAGCAGACGUGGUAUUAGUCUAUUCCAAAAAAACAAUGAUUUCCCUGAAAUACCGUGGUGUUUCCUGCUUUGUGCAAGCUGCAUCGAAUACCCUUUGCAAGAGUUCAUUACAAAAUGUCUACAGAGACUUUCAUCGGAAUUUUAGCAAAGUUGGUUUCAUUGGUUGUGGUAAUAUGGGGAAUCCAAUGGUGCAGAAUCUUAUGAAGAAGGGACAUAAGGUGAGUGUUUUUGAUGUAAAAAAAGAAGCUGUCUCUGAUCUCCAAAAGGCAGGUGCAACUGGUUGCAGUUCUGUUACUGAGGUAGUUGAGGGUGCUGAUGUAGUUCUCACUAUGCUCCCUGCAAAUCAACAUGUCCUUGACACAUACACCAAAAAGGGUGGUAUUCUUGAGUCUGUGAAAAAGGGAGCUUAUCUCAUUGAUAGCAGCACUGUGGAUCCCAGUGUGUCUCAAACACUGGCUCCAUUAGCUAGAGAGAAAGGUGCUACAUAUCUUGAUGGCCCUGUGUCUGGGGGAACUAUUGGAGCCGAAGCAGGGACCCUCACUUUCAUGAUUGGUGGAGAAGAGGAUGCCAUGAAGAAGGUCGAACCUUUACUUCUCUGCAUGGGAAGUAGGGUCGUUUACUGUGGGAAACACGGAAUGGGACUUGUGGCCAAGAUUGCCAAUAACAUGCUCUUGGGUAUCUCAAUGCUUGGAGUCUCUGAAGCUAUGAAUCUGGGCAUCAAGUUGGGUAUGGAUCCAAAAACUCUGAUGGGCAUCCUUAAUACUUCUACUGGGCGUUGCUGGUCUUCUGAGAUGUACAACCCUGUACCUGGUCUAUUGCCUAAUGUACCGAGCUCCAAAGGCUACAAAGGAGGUUUUGGUGUUGCCCUAAUUGCCAAAGACCUGGGUAUUGCUCAAAAUGUAGCCAUCCAGUCAGGUGUUCCUAUACCGAUGGGUGCUCAAGCCCAUCAGAUGUACAGGAUCAUGGACCUGAAGGAUUUGGGUGACAAAGAUCUUGCAGUUGCCUACCAAUACCUGAAGUCUGAAAAGUCUUCUUAAAAUUUCUGCUAUUCUCAUUUGCAAAUGUGUUAUGAUCAAACAAAUCAAUGUAUUUGUAUUUUACCACUUGCAGAGCUAUCCUUAUCCCUGUGUGUCCUACAUUUGUCUCGUGAUAAUUCAAAAAUUUGUACUUACUUUUUAAAGUUUCCAAAUAAACCAUUUGAAUAGUUUUACUUUCAUGUACCAUAAGUGCUGCUACUGUUAUCAAAAAUUGUUUUAAUUUUAAAGUGUUUUUAUAUAUUUUUUGUUAAGUUAGCAGGGUUUUGUUUUGUGUGCCUAAGGACCAUGUGCAAUACAGUAUUUAAUUAAGGAACAUACCAUACUAGCUAGAAAUGUAAGUUUUUGACUUCAAAUUGUGCCAUGUUUUGCCUACUUUGUGCUUGUUCUCUCGUCAAGAGUUUUUUUUGUGAUGUUUGCGUCAACAAAGCCUCACAGUACAACGGAUCAUUUAUCAUAAGGAUUAAAUGUCCUAUUUCUUUGUAAAUCUAUUUUCUUAUGAUUUGAAUAUGUACAACAACAUAUGAAUUUACCAAGUUAAUGUCUCUACGUACUUAAUAAUUGCCAUUAAAGUCGUUGGAAGACUCAAGACUUAAAA
Molecule: messenger RNA, 1690 nt
Organism: Frankliniella occidentalis (western flower thrips)
Lineage: Eukaryota; Metazoa; Arthropoda; Insecta; Thysanoptera; Thripidae
Product: 3-hydroxyisobutyrate dehydrogenase, mitochondrial
Exons: 6
Coding region: 94-1095 (333 amino acids)
Biological process (GO): L-valine catabolic process
Cellular component (GO): mitochondrion
Molecular function (GO): 3-hydroxyisobutyrate dehydrogenase activity; NAD binding; NADP binding
Source: RefSeq, a predicted model, not a curated record